AUGGCAGAAGCUUCUCUUACCUUUCCCAUGAUAUGCCUGACCUUCUCAUUCCUUUUUGUGGUUGCCGUCUACAAUGCCUCGAUUAUGCAGAACCUCGGUGCCUUCCACAAUCGCAUUAUCCUCCCCAUGUACCAACACAUUGCGCGCAAGCUCCUCAACCGUAAUCCCAUCGACCAAAAUCUGCCAAACCGCAUGCCCGAGGCAGGGUAUGAGGUACUCAACCUCGAUACCAAAGACGAAGAAGAACAAAGUCCUUCACCCCUCGCGACUUCAUCCAUGCCAACGCCUGACUACCAUCGACACGACGAAGACCCUGCUCCCGACACACCGAACACGCUUCCAGACAGCGGUAGCGAGACAGAAAUGGAUAGCCUCAAUAGAACCACCAGCUAUGCUGGAGGCCCAUACCGUCCGCGACGCUGGUCCGUCUUUGCGGAUAUGGCUGGGAUCUCUACCCACAGCCCUUCACACAGUCCUUCUGGAUCUGUAGUGUCCUCUGACGAGUAUGACUCUGAAUGGUCCAACUCCGCUCUCGACGAGGCUGUCUUCGAGCCACGCAACCUAACUGAUGAUAUCCCCAUCUGGGAACUCGAAUUCGAGCGACCUAUUUACAACGUUGAUAACGAGCACGAGCAAGGAGGACCGACGGUGUGGAUAGAUGAGGUUGUUGAGUGGACAUCUCAGGGAAUCUUCGCUUUUGUUUCUCCCGAUAUCAUGGAACAACGGAGAUGA
Penicillium hordei is the source of this 732-nucleotide messenger RNA. RefSeq lists its product as uncharacterized. The record is from RefSeq and is a predicted model, not a curated record. The coding region runs from base 1 to 732 and encodes 243 amino acids. Lineage: Eukaryota; Fungi; Ascomycota; Eurotiomycetes; Eurotiales; Aspergillaceae. The transcript has a single exon.